ACAGUAUACUUGUAAUCAUUAAGUCCUUGCUAGUUAACAAGUAUGGCUUUUGGAGGACUUUUUUUUGCUGCAAACACUACAAUACAUUACAAAGUCAACAAGUAACCUGCCUCAAAACAUAAUUGCACUUCAUCCUGUAAACGUUGCAAAGUCUACCCUGAUCUCAAGAGGAAAAAAAGACCAGCUGUUCUAUUCUUCGCAUGUAUUGUUCCUCUUAUUUAUUAAUAAAUAAGGCUGCGGAUACGUAAUGGUGGAUACGUGGAUUUUAUUCGCACGCAUCUUGUGUUUACUUUCAGAGGAAAAAAAAAAAUCAUUAAUUUCUCGGGUCUCUUUAUUGACACCAAUAACGAUCACUUUUGGGCUAAAAAUGACGUCACUAAAAGUCUAAAAGUCUGUAAGAAAUGAAGUGCCGUUUUUCCAUAUGAUAAGAAUAUAUAAUGUGAUGUGACGACAUACAAACAUCCAUCCCGCAUCUCUUCGUCCCAAAUGGGCUAAACAAAGAAUGACGUCAGAGCGCACGUCAUUAAUAAAAGUUUGGUGACGUCACAUUAUAACGCGGUUGUGUACAACAUUGCAACCAAUUGUCACUAAACUAACCAAUGGGGGUAUGUGACUUAUUGAUUCUAUCGCGUUCUGUUCCCGUUUGAUUAACAUUUUCCUCUGUUAAUAUGAAAUAAAAGUGUUUUUGGGUAGCUGGCACUUCAAUCCAUUUCAAAUCCAAUUAACUUAAAAGUAUUGCCAUGGAACAGAUUCAACCCAAAGGUCACGGUACCACUAUGACUCAAACUUUAAUUGGAUUAAAACAGAUUUGUUAGGCAAUGUGAAAAGUUACUCAUUCACACUUUUUAAAUGGAGCUCCUGGUUUUUAAACUUUUUAUUAUUUUUUUUUUAUGCACCUGUUGGUAUAACCCUUUGACGGGUUUGCUUUAGGCUUGACAAAAACAAAGCGACAUGCUGAACGGGGAGGACUAUUCGUAUUGGACAGGAAGUAACAAUGAUGUUCACAGUGACGGAGUUUGCGUCCUUGAAUGACGUCCAUCCAACGUACCGCAUCUUGAAGCCAUGGUGGGAUGUCUUCAUGGACUAUUUGAGCUUGGUCAUGCUCAUGUUGGCCCUAUUCGCCAUGACCAUGCAGAUCACCAAGGACCAGCUAGCGUGCCUUCCUUUCAUGGACGAACCGCAGGAGGACUCUCGAAAUGACUCCGACCCGGCGCAGAAUGCUCAGCAAGUAGCUGCCGCGAUAAACAUCAAGAGUGGCGUGCAAAACCUUCAGCCCCAGUAUGAUGAAGAUACCGAUAAGAGAGAAGAGAAUUGUCGCGAUGGGCAUCAAGCACCGGGGAUCAAGACCAAUUUGGACUUUCAGCAGUACGUGUUCAUCAACCAAAUGUGUUAUCACCUUGUGUUGCCCUGGUAUUCCAAAUUCUUCCCUUAUCUCAUCCUGAUCAACACCGUCAUCCUGAUGGUCAGCAGCAACUUCUGGUUCAAAUUUCCCAAGACGAGCUCGAAAAUAGAACACUUUGUCUCCAUUCUGUGUCGCUGUUUCGAGUCUCCGUGGACCACCAAGGCCGUGUCGGAAACAGCCUGCGAAGAGUCGGAGAAGAACAAGCAGAGGUUGAGCGGCACCUCUCUCGCCCGUCACACCGCGUCUUUAGAGGGCAACGAGGAAGGCCCGGGUUCCAUGACCACCUCCCCCAUGCUGGAAGGCGUGGUGUCGGCCGAUAACCCCAUCGCCGAAGCCCCGACGGCCACCAUGCCCAUCUUGGAUAAAAAGGACGGGGAGCAGGCCAAAGCCCUGUUUGAGAAAGUGCGCAAGUUCCGAGCUCACGUGGAGGACAAGGAUUUCAUCUACAGGUUCUACGCGGCUCAGACCAUCUUCAAAACGGCCACCUUCAUCUCAAUGCUCUCCUACACCUCCAGCUUUUUGGUGAAAAUUCAUUUCGAGCAUAUUUGCGAGACUGACGUCAAAGCGCUGGUGGGCUACGGACGCUUCUAUUGUACGCACAACAUGGCCUUCAUGUUAGAGAAGGUGCUCUUCUGCUACAUAGCUCUGAUGAUCUUGUACGGGAUGGUGUGUCUCUACUCGCUCUUCUGGGUAUUCCGAGGACCUCUGAAAGAGUAUUCCUUUGAGAAAGUCAGGGAAGAGAGCAGCUUUAGUGACAUUCCGGAUGUCAAAAACGACUUUGCUUUCCUCCUACACAUGGUCGACCAGUACGACCAGCUCUACUCCAAACGCUUCGGCGUCUUCCUGUCCGAGGUGAGCGAGAACAAGCUGAGGGAGAUCAGCCUCAAUCACGAGUGGAACUUCAAAAAAGCCCGGAAAUGCGUGACUCGCAACGCGCAGGAUCAGCAAGAGCUGCACCUGAAGAAUCUCUUCGGUCUUCCGAACGUGGUCUUUGACCUCACCGACUUGGAGGUGCUCAAGCUGGAGAAGAUUCCCGAAGUCAGAUUCACCGCUAACGUGUCCCAGAUGACCAGUCUGAGGGAGCUGCACCUCUACGAGUGUCUCGCCAAAGUGGAGCAGACCGGUUUCGCUUUCCUCCGCGAUCAUCUUCACAGCCUUCACAUCAGUUUCACAGAUGUCGCCCAGAUCCCGACGUGGAUAUUCCUGCUGAGGAAUCUGCGACAGCUCUACAUCGUCGGCAACCUGAGCUCGGAAAAUAACAGGAUCUUCGGUUUAGAGUCCAUGCGGGACUUGAGGCAUUUAAAGAUUUUGUACCUGAAGAGCAACCUCCCAAAAUUGCCCACCAACAUCACCGACGUGUCGCAGCACCUGGUGAAAUUGAUGGUGCACAACGACGGCACCAGACUCUUCGGGCUGAAUACUCUGAAAAAAAUGACCAACCUCAUCGACCUGGAGUUGCACAGUUGCGAGCUGGAGAAGAUCCCUCACGCUAUCUUCAGCUUGCUCAACCUGCAGGAGCUCGAUCUGAAGUCCAACAACAUCCGGACCAUCGAGGAGAUUGUCAGCCUGCAGCACCUCAAGAGACUGACGUGUCUCAAGUUGUGGCACAACAAAAUCACGUCAAUCCCCUCCUCCAUCGUCCAGGGCAAGUCGCUGGAGGCUCUCCACCUCUCGCACAAUAAGUUGCAGUCCCUGCCGCCGGCGUUGUUCAGACUACCUAAACUGCAAUCUUUGAAUUUGGCCCACAACUUCAUCCAGGUGCUCCCUCAGGGUGUCGGUCUUCUGCUGGACCUGCUGGACCUGGACAUGACUUCCAACAAGCUGGAGACCUUGCCCAAGAAUUUGUUCAAGUGCACCAAGCUGAGAGUGCUUUGCUUGGCCCACAACGACCUGAGGGAACUGUCAGAGGCUGUUGGAGACCUGGUUCUGCUCAACCAUCUGGAGCUGAAGGGCAACAGUCUGGAAAGGCUCCCCGCGCAGCUCGGAAACUGCCGCCGGCUCCUCAGAAGUGAGUUCCUGGUGGAGGAUCACCUCUACAUGACCCUGCCCGUGGAAGUCAGGGAGAGCAUCGCCCGAGACAGCAACAUCGCCAGUACAAGUGUCUUGUAGCAGCAGGGCUCAAACUUUUUGGGUCCGGACAGGGAGAUUUUUUUUUUCCCCCAAUCAACCCCUAAAAAGUCGGUGUUGUGGCCAAAGUAUUAAAAGUAUUUCUUUGUUACCAUCUUGUAGCAACUCAAAUCUGGAAAAUGGAUUUCCAGUUUUUGUUUGAUUUUUUUGGGCACAAAAUAAAUUCAUCCACCCAUUGUGGCAUUAAAUUAUCUUUCAUAAAAACAUAUUUGAUUUUUUUUUUUUUUAAAUUACAGUCAUUUUAAAACAGUGUUAAUUUUACAGACGCUCGACCAGCCGAAGAUAAUCUUGUUGUGACACAAAUAAUGUAACGGUGUGCCUGAGUGGUGGUGUUCCAAACCUUUUGAUUGUUUGUUUUUAUUCCACUGAUGAGUGGAGAAAGCACCAAACGCCAAGGGCUGGCCAAUGAAUGAUGACAUUAAUGACGAGUCUCAAUUGCUCAUUCUUUUCUUUUUUUUUUUUUGCAUCAAGCAUGUCAGACCAUUUUUUUAAAUUAUUACUUGUAAUGUAGACCUUUGAUAUUUUUGUCUCAGGAACAAAUAGAAGCGUGGAUGAAAAUUUAAAUGGUUUAAAAAAUUAUUUUUUUUUUAAUCCAAAUGGCUUUACCUUUUUUCUUCACUUGCGGGCCAAAAUAAAAUCACAUUAUCUUCUCCAGUGUUUGUUGUGCUCACUACUUGAAGGAUAUCUUCUGUGAUUCAGGUUAUUAGUGGUGUUUGUUUAGCAAUGUCAUGAAGAACAUAGCAAUUCCAGAAUUGACUAAAUCACUAGAUAUUACCUUUUAAACUACAAUGUUAUAAAUGUAUGCAAUUCACUUGCAUAAAAAAAAAUCCAUGAAUGUUCUCAGAUCCUGUUUUCCUUGACGGGCUGGACCUUUUAAAUGUUUUCUCCAUGUUUGCCCCCCCCAGUGUAUUUUUGUAUACUUUAGUUUCAUGUAUUCAUAGUUGCUGUAUCACCUCAGUGUCCUAUAUUCACAGUUUUCAUGACUAAAUAAAAAUCACCGAAAAGAUA
Molecule: messenger RNA, 4537 nt
Organism: Syngnathus typhle (broad-nosed pipefish)
Lineage: Eukaryota; Metazoa; Chordata; Actinopteri; Syngnathiformes; Syngnathidae
Gene: lrrc8da
Product: leucine rich repeat containing 8 VRAC subunit Da
Exons: 2
Coding region: 995-3511 (838 amino acids)
Molecular function (GO): protein binding
Source: RefSeq, a predicted model, not a curated record